AUGAUGUGGCUCUUGAUUUUCUUGGUCUGGUUGGUAAUAUGGGCCGGUGGCACUUACUGGUACCUGUUUGGGAAACCGAGCCCUUUCUCCCUGGAGUCAGUGCGACCCCCUGGACCUCGAGAGCUUGAUCAGAAGAAGCGGGACAAAGUCAUCAAGCAAGGUUUCAGCCUUGACAAGGUGCCCCAGAACCUGGAUGUCAUCGUCAUCGGGAGCGGCAUCGGUGGGCUGACAGCUGCUGCCACACUGGCCAAAGCAGGGAAGAAAGUCCUGGUGCUGGAACAACAUGACCAGGCAGGAGGCUGCUGUCACACCUACAUAGAGAAGGGCUUUGAGUUUGAUGUUGGGCUUCACUACAUCGGUCAGUUACACGAAAACAGCCUGUUGCGUAUCGCCUUCGACCAGCUCUCUGAGGGCCAGCUGGAGUUCCAGCAGCUAAAUCAGCACUUUGACACCAUCCAGAUUGGCCUGGGCGAUGAGAAACGAGAGUACACCAUCUUCUCCGGCAAAACUGAGAUGCAAGCACAUCUGAUGAAGCAAUUCCCUGAAGACGCAGAGGCCAUCGAGACGUUCUUCAAAAUCAUGAAGGUCUCAGCCAAGAAGACCCACUACCUGGCAACUCUGAAACUGAUCCCCCAGUGGGUAUCUUUGCUCCUGCUGAAGUCAGGCAUCGGACACCUCGUCUCCUCAGUCUUCCGUCUCUCUGGCACAUGUGCAACAGACUUGGUGAACACCCUGACCAGCAACAAGGAUCUUCAUCUCAUCUUUUCUUAUCUUUUCUAUGGCGUUCCUCCAAAGGACUCUAGUGUUCUGAUCAACGCCCUCCUGAUUCAUCACUACAAACGAGGUGCCUACUACCCUAAAGGUGGUGCCAGUGAGAUUGCCUUCCACAUCAUCCGCACCAUUCAGAAAUAUGGAGGAAACUGCCUGGUCAGAGCCCCCGUCUCCCGGAUCCUGGUUAAUGAGAAGGGAGCGGCUUAUGGUGUGAAAGUGAGGAAAGGUCAGGAGGAAGUGGAGGUUCAUGCACCAGUGGUUGUGUCCAACUGUGGCAUCUUCACCACCUUCCAGAAACUUCUACCCCCUGAGAUCAAAGUCAAGACUGAUAUUCAGGAACGACUGAACAUGAUGAAACACGGCAGAGGAUCGUUCUUGGUCUUCUCUGGCUUUGAUGGAACUGCAGAGGAGUUGGGCCUCGAGUCCACCAACUUCUGGCUGUUCAAAAACAACGAUAUGGACAAGUCGAUGGAUGACUUCUUUGCAUUGAGCAAAGAGGAAGCACCAGAUAAUAUUCCCAUGAUGUUCAUCACAAUGCCAUCUUCCAAAGACCCAGAAGCCAAAAUAAGACACCCUGGAAAAUCCUGCAUGACAAUACUGACGAUGGUGAAAUAUGAAUGGUUUGAGGAAUGGAAGGACACUACAGUGCGCAAAAGGGGUGAUGACUACUACAAGUACAAAAUGAGAUUUGCUAAUAACCUCUUUGACUGGGCCUGUACUCUGUUCCCUAAAAUCAAAGACAAGUUGGUUUUCCAGGAUGUGGCGACACCACUGACGAACAUGCACUACCUGGGCGCCCAGCGUGGAGCCAUGUACUCUGCUGAGCACAACCUGGAGCGUUUCCAGGCCGAGGCUGUGGCAAGGAACAGGUGCAACACCCCCGUCAAAAACCUCUACAUCUCAGGCCAAGAUGUGUUCAGCUGUGGGAUAGCAGGCGCUCUGCAUGGUGGACUCCUCUGUGCCUCUACCGUGUUGGACCACAUUGUCUACAUUGACUUGCUCAUCCUCAAGAAGAAGCUGAAACGGAGGAAAGCCAGAGAGCUGGCUGAGCUGGCUAAGAAGAAGCUGCAGUGA
Molecule: messenger RNA, 1845 nt
Organism: Chelmon rostratus (copperband butterflyfish)
Lineage: Eukaryota; Metazoa; Chordata; Actinopteri; Chaetodontiformes; Chaetodontidae
Product: inactive all-trans-retinol 13,14-reductase
Exons: 11
Coding region: 1-1845 (614 amino acids)
Molecular function (GO): oxidoreductase activity
Source: RefSeq, a predicted model, not a curated record